Molecule: messenger RNA, 5570 nt
Organism: Caenorhabditis elegans
Lineage: Eukaryota; Metazoa; Nematoda; Chromadorea; Rhabditida; Rhabditidae
Gene: C09F9.2
Product: EGF-like domain-containing protein
Exons: 8
Coding region: 2-4930 (1642 amino acids)
Source: RefSeq, marked reviewed
AAUGUUAAUACGAGCAGUGUUAGCACUGCUUCUGGCGACCCUCGCCACGGCACACAUCAAACUUGUCUACCCGCCAGCUCGAGCUCCGGCUCUCGACUUUUACAGCUCAUCAAACAGUCAACCACCAUGUGGAGUCAAGAAACCGGCACCCGGAGAAGGUGUCCGAACCUUCAUGAAAGCCGGAUCCACAGUUGAGAUGAAUUGGUUUGUAGCUGUUCCGCAUAUGGGUGGAAUUCGUUUGGAAGUUCUCAACUCGUCGGAUGAGCCAAUUGCCAUUUUCACCAACUUCAAUGAUGCUUUUAACGUGACAGAAACCACGAAAAAGGUGGAGCUUCCACCAAACUUCGAGUGCAAGGACUGUGCAAUCCGAAUGACAACCCAAGCCACCGAAUAUGGAAACUCAUAUUUCUUCUAUUCGUGCGCCGAUAUCAACAUCGUCAACGUGAUUCCCGACGGAGACACGUGUGUCGGAAACGGCAAUCGUAUGAAUGGAGUGUGUCAGUGCUUCGAUGGCUUCUACGGAUCUGAAUGUCAAUUUCAGGACGAGUGCAAGGAGGAUGAUGACUGUGGAGUUCAGGGAUAUUGUCGACUUGGAGGGGAUACUCCAAGACGUCAGUGCUUCUGCCCAACAAGCAGAUAUGGAAAGACUUGUGAACUUGAAUCCGACAGCAUCCGAAGCGUCUCUGACUUUGACGAGACUCUCUACCAAAAACGCGAGGAUCAAGGAAACAAGAUCUACUGGAGACUGCUCAAGGACGAGAUCGAAUUCGUACUCCGUUACCCAGGACAAUCAUGGAUCGCCGUCGGAUGGAAGAGUCCGGAAGCCACCUGUGAUCUUUCAGCUGGUGACUUUGCUGGAAGAAACGUGGCGACCACCUCUUCAUCUCCAUCCUCUACCAUCUCCUCGAUUAUCACCAAUGCCACGUCACGCGAACAGAAUGACGCUGGAGAUCAGGAAUGCGGACCAAAUGAGCAAUGGUCCGAGUGUCCAGAGAGCUCUAGAGAAUGCGAGCAUUCUUGUGAUUGGACGCAUUUCCCGGAGACCACCCCGAACUGCCCGAACAGCUGUGGAACUCCAAGAUGCAUCUGCAAGGAAGGAUUCGUAAGAAUGGCUAACGAUGAGGAUGUUUGUGUUCCAUUCGACUUCUGUGACAAGACUGUUGAGAAUGAGGAGACGUGCGAGGCCAACUCUACGUGGGCAAAGUGCGGAACUGCUUGUGAGCCAACAUGUGCCAAUAUGUACGACACUGCUCCGUGUCCAGCAAGCUGUGAGAAACCAGGCUGCACUUGUGCUGACAACUAUGUUAGACACAAUGGAAAAUGUAUCUAUUGGGGUGACUGCCCAGAGUUGAAGGACGAGAAGGUUACCACCAAGAAACACGAGGUUGUGGAGACUACUCAAAGCACGAUUGACAGAAAUGAAAUCACACAACCCUCGGAAGCUUCUAAGGGAACCACUCAGAAGGUUAUUGUCACUGAAUGCAGUUUGAAUGAGACGUUGAAUGAGUGUGGAAGAGUUUGUGAGGCUGAUUGUUUCUCGAUCUUCACUAGAUCAGAAUGCACAGAUUGUGGAUCAGCGGCAUGUGCUUGCCUUCAGGGGUAUGCCCGUAACCCACAAGGUCAAUGUGUCUACUGGGGAGAUUGUCCGACUGAUGUCCAACCUACAACUUUAAAAUCCACUGCUCCAACAACCCCAGUCCCAACGCAAACUGCUCCUCCAAGUGUGAACGGGGAUGUCUGCUACGGAGACUUCCGCUACCCAGCUGGAUGCUCGGAUUGUGAGUACAAACUCUCUUGGAACUAUAUGGAAGAGACCGACGAGAUCGAGUUCUCCCUCGAGACCCGUGUCAAUGACAACUCUUGGACUGGAGUCGGCUUCAGCAAGGAUGGAACUAUGGUUGACGCCGAUAUGAUCAUCGUGACCACAAGAAACGGAAAGAUUCAGCUGAACGACAUGCAAAGCCGUGGUUACGAUCAGCCAGCAAUGGACGCCGUGCAGAAUGUGAAGAGCAGCACCGACGUCAUCGGAACCUAUUCCAACGGUGUCCUUCGUGCUCAAUUUGUGAGAAAGGUGAACACUGGUGAUGAUACUGAUAAGCAAUUCGAUGGAGAUUCCUGCUGGAAGAUGCUUUACCCGAUUGCCGGCGGAAAAUUGGAUCAAUAUGGAAAUGUGUCAAUUCACUUGAGCACUCCACUAUCGUCUGACAAGCCAGUUUGCAUCAGAAGCUGUACUGGAGGGAAGAAGGCUACUACUAGCUCAGCAUCCUCAGCCCCAGCAUCCUAUACCUGCACCAAUGAAUACCGCUUCCCAGAGGGAUGUGCUGACAAGGACUGCGACUACGUUGCAAAAUGGAACGUUGACUCUGCAAAGAAAGAUGUCCGCUUCGAGAUCACUGCCAAGACCCCGGGACGUUGGACUGGAAUUGGAUUCUCCAGAGACGGACAAAUGACAAAUGCAGAUAUGUACACCGGAUGGUUCUUUGACGGCAAGGCAUACAUCGUGGAUCGGUUUGCCUAUGGAAGACAACUUCCAGCAAUUGAUCCAGCUGACAGACAGGAUAUCUACGAUAUGGGAGGAAAGGUGGAGGAUGAUUUGCAGACUAUUUGGUUCCGCAGAAAGCUCAUCUCCAAGGACACGAAAACCGAUGUCUCUCUCGACGAGUGCCACUACUUCCUGUUCCCAGUUGGUGGAGGUCGUGUGUUGGCUCGCAAGAGCUCUGACUUCACAAACCCCAAGACUCCAAUUGGAUACCACGAUCAAGUUCAGCCACAAGUAUCAGCUACCAAGAUCUGCUUAUGUGAUGAAACCGGAAAGACUGUGUCCCAUGAAACCAAGGCUCCGAUCUCCCGCAGAGUCCGUCGAGCUGCUACUCGUGUUGCCACAAGCGCCAUGCACUGCGCCGAUAUGGUCGUUGGAAUGGUGUCCAAUGGUCGUGCUCGUAUUAUGGAUAUGUACUCACCAUCGAAGGCUACACCUAUGGAGGAUACAUUCUUUGGUGGAGAAAACUCGCUGACUUCUGCCGCCGCCUUCCAGGAGGAUGGAGUCACUACUCUGAUCUUCCGCAAGAAGCUCCAAGCCGAGGAGAAAUGGGAUAACUCGUUUGUUAACGGACCAAUGACAGUUAUCUGGGCUAAGGGCGCGGAUCCUAUGAACUACGUGCACACUACUGGAGGUGCUCCAAUCAAGGCUGCUCCAGAGUUCUUCGAGAAUGCUAUGAAGUACCACGGAAAGAAUGCCAGAGGUGUCAUGACAGUCAACUUCUUCGAGGAAGUUGAAACAUCUGUAGAAUCUCGCCCACAGCCACCAACAGUCCAUGGAAUGCAUUUGGAGGACACAUGUGAAGGUAGUAUCCGUCAUCCAGAAGGAUGUACUGGAGAGCAGUGUAUCUACACCAUUUCCUGGAUUUCUGAUGGAUCAGUAGCCCGAUUCACGAUUCACGGAGCACUGCAGACAAGCCAAUGGACUGCCCUCGGAUUUUCCACUGAUGGAAACAUGGCUGCCGCUGAUGCAGUAGUCAUUGGAAUCCAGAACAAUGCAGUAAUGGUGACAGACCAGUUCAUGCCAAACUACGGAAGACCAGUGGUGGAUGAGCAGCAGGAUAUCUUCGAUGUGGAGACCACUUAUGUCAAUGGAUACUUGACUGCCAACUUCUCUCGUGAACUUCACAGCGAGGAUGAGUUCGAUGUGGAUCUUCAGGAAUGUGUCUUUUUGCUCUAUUCUCCAUUCGGAGGAGUUAUUGAAAAGAACGGAGAGAUUAGAAAGCAUGAGACGACGCCGCUCAAGAGUAAGUCGAAGAUCUGUUUGAACAAGUGCACUGAGCAGAAGGUUAUGGAAGCUACCACAACUACCGACGCACCUGAAGAGGUUACAGCUGAGACUAGCACAACAACUACAACAGAUGUUAAACCAGUUCCAACGUCUACCAAGAAGACCAUCUCAUCAUCUGGAACCACAACGAAGGUCCUUAUGCCACCAAUGCACACCAAACACUCCUACACUGUCUACGAGCCAGAAGUCUCUGCCAAGCGUCGUUACGGCCUCCGCGUCAGAAUUCUCAACCGUGAAUUCAACGAGGCACUCAACGAUCCAAAGACAGGAUACUACCAAGAUUUCACCAAAGAAGUCACUCAAUCAAUCGACGAGCUUCUCGCCAAGAGAUGGAAGGGAAUGCGAGUCUCCAAGAUUGUCGGCUACGAAAAAGGAUCAGUCAUCGCCGAGUUCGAAGUGGUCGCCAUGGAAGAUACCGCCAAGCCUAUGGAGCUCAAAUCAAUGGUUGAGGAGAAUGCGGUUCGUGGUCAAAUCGGAGCCUUCUCUAUCGAGCCAUCAACCGUUAAAGUCACUGAGGUCGAUACCACCACUGCUCCAUCCAAUGAGGAAACUCUCACAGAUUGGCGAAUGUGGCGCAACAUCGUCGUCAUCGCUGGUUGCUCAGUGGCUACUGCUAUUGCUGUAUUAUGCAUUUGCUACAUGUGUUGCUCAAAAUGCAAAAAGAGGACCUAUACCGCCUACCCAGUCGCCGAUCAUCACAUGUCGUACGCCAGUAGAAUGUUAAACGAGAAAGGAGGAUUCGACAAUGCCAUCUACCACCAACCACAGCGAUUCUAUUCCCAAACGACGGUCGCAUCGACCAAAGUAACAUCGGCCUCUGCUGCUCACGGUGCCGACCCAAAUGGAAAUAUUGAAGGACCACCAGGAGGUGUUGGAGAGACUACUUACGCCGAGUGGUAUUCUAAGGUCGGAUCAAAGCCCGCAUCCCAACAACACGAAGAAGUCCCACCACAACAACAGCAGCCACCAGUCCAGUCCCGACCACCAUCCACGACGCCAUACGUGUCAUAUCCCAACGAUCCGACAGGCUACUACACGUUGGGCGGCCGUCAUCGGCAGAACUCGGCGAGCUCGAAUAAUAAGUAUGCCACUAAGUAUUAGAUAAUCUUUAAUAUAUUUAAUAUAUCUGUUUGACUUUAUCUCAAUCUUCGGUGUGCGCGAUCACGCUUCAUUUUUUGUUUGUUUUUAAUUUUUUAUUUCAAACUUCGAGUAGUGGUAUUGCGGAUUUUUUGUUAAGAUUUUGAAUAACCGCGCAAAUUAACUUCCCCGCACUGCAGCUAUUACGGAAACAAAUUUCUGAGAAUGCGUAUUGGGCAAAAUUUUUGACGCGCAACAUAUCUUGUAGCGAAUUCGAUUUUGUUACGUUUCAAAAAUCGAGCCCGUAAAUCGACACAAGCGCUACAGUAGUCAUUUAAAGGAUUACUUUAGUUUUCGCUACGAGAUAUUUUCAAACAUGUUGCCAAAUACGCAUUCACAGAAAUUUGUAUUCCCGUAAAACCUAUCGAUUUUUGCUGCCUGGCCGCGGAGAAAACUCGGCCACGCCGCAAAUCUCCAAAUAUUUUAUUUCCCCCCGCCCUUGCUCAUGUCGAUUGUAUAGUGUCUUUCUUAUUUUUUCCACCCUCCCAACUUCCCCCAAAACUUGUACUGGUGUCUGUUCUGUUUCUUUUUUUAAAUUUUGUGUUUCCCAACUUCUCAGAUUUUCAGAUUUUUUACAAAAUUCUAAUCAUAAAGAUUUAUUAUU